AUGUACCGCCCAAAGAGUCCAGCAGGAAUGGGCCCGUCCCCCACCAUGGACCAGAGCGCAGCGAAGCGCCUCUUCUGGGGGCAAAGCAUCCGAGCGAUAAGAAGCCCAGCGACAUGA
Molecule: messenger RNA, 117 nt
Organism: Phytophthora nicotianae INRA-310
Lineage: Eukaryota; Oomycota; Peronosporomycetes; Peronosporales; Peronosporaceae
Exons: 1
Coding region: 1-117 (38 amino acids)
Source: RefSeq, a predicted model, not a curated record